UUUUCUUCUUUAAUGCAAUUUGUAAGUGAUGCAAAGUUAAAUUAGGAAACGGAGGCAAAUUCAAAAAUAACAACUUUAGAGAGUAACAUGUAUUUUUAACAUAGAUAACAUCAAUAAAAUCAUUAAUGAAUAGGAUGGAUUAAUGAAAUAGAUUAAACUAUUUGAAGAGGUUCACAGAAUCGAAGAAUAAAUCCACCUUUUAUAAAACAGAAUAGAUGAUUAUGAAAAUUGUGGGAAGCAUAAAUCUAGUAAGCAAAAUACUUCUUAAUUAUCUUAUCAAAUUAAAUAACUCGAAACAAGGAUGAUAGAGAUGGACAACUAGAUUUUGAAUUCUAAAACAUAACCUAGACGUCCUGAAAUUCUUUAAAUUGAAAACACCUUUAAAAAGAACAUGAACACUGUUAAAUUAGAUGUGCAAUAAGAAUAUAAAAAUAUUUAUAAAGUAUUUGCUUGAUUAAAUCUAGGAAAUGAAUGGAUUGCGAUGCGAUUUAGAUUAUGUAAUUAACAGUUAAGUGAAGUAAAAGAUUACUAAUAAAAUUAAAUCUUAGAAUAUUAAUCUAGACAAUAAUAAGCUACUAUAUAUAAAUUUAUUAGAAUUAGAAACUUUUAUUGAAGAGCUUGAUUUAUAUGAAAAUCAAAAUACACAACGAUUUCUUGAAGAAUUGAUUAAUUGUGAUUCAGAAAAGGCUAAAUCACUCAAUUAUUAAUUGGCAGGAACAAAAAGAAAAUAUUUAAGUGAAAUUAAGAAGAUUGAACAUAAAUUUAAGAUUUUAGCCGAAUUGGUACAAACACAAUCCCCAUAAGAAAAAUAUACUAUAUAAUUGAACUACCAAAUGAAUCAAAUAGUUUAGAGAUUGCAUAAAAACAUUGAUAUGUUACUAUUAAAGAUUAGUGAAUAAUUACGAUGA
This is a messenger RNA of Paramecium octaurelia, 908 nucleotides long. The record is from the annotation of a GenBank genome assembly. NCBI's taxonomy places the organism in Eukaryota, Ciliophora, Oligohymenophorea, Peniculida, Parameciidae.